This is a messenger RNA of Daucus carota subsp. sativus, 2341 nucleotides long. RefSeq lists its product as uncharacterized. The transcript is spliced from 3 exons. The record is from RefSeq and is a predicted model, not a curated record. Gene Ontology annotation, molecular function: zinc ion binding. NCBI's taxonomy places the organism in Eukaryota, Viridiplantae, Streptophyta, Magnoliopsida, Apiales, Apiaceae. Bases 237 to 1988 code for a protein of 583 amino acids.
GGUUGACCAAUUAAAUAGGAAAUCAGCAUAGUUGUAAGAACCAGAAACAAAGAAAUGAACUAGAAACGAGGAAUUCACUUGAUCUCAUUUGUUCCAAGGAUGAUCCAAUUGUACUGGGAAUGUCCCAUUUCUAAAUUUUAAGAUCCAGGAAUGCAAUCAGAUUUUUAUUGAUGUACAGAUGCGAGGGAAAAAGGCAAGGAUAGGCUAUAUUUGAUUUUAGUUCUUUUUUAUUGAUCAUGGAUCCUCCACCUACCGAUGGCGGAAUUGAAAGAGAUAACUUCGAAGAAGUUAAAGAGGGAGGUCCUAUGCACCAUUGCAAUCUUUUUGAUGCAGAAGUGACCCACAAGAUAGCAGAAGCUUUUCUUCCCGGUUUAGCAUCAGCAUGUAUUGACAACACACUUGGGGGUCUGUUCAAAAGCCCUGGAUCAGUUGCCGUUGCAAUUAGAAAAGAGAUGGUGGACGCACUAAUUCAGAGAAGUGAGACUUUCGUUGCAGAGGCUGUGGUGUUAGAAGGUGAAGCAGAAACUGAAGUGCCUGAACAUCCUUUUGAUAUUAUUUCGGAUUUCAUCGAUGAUUUUGCAAGUUCAAAAAAUAACUUCUUUAGCAGGGUCUCUGGGUGGAUGCUGAGUGAUAUGAGGGAAGAUAAAAUAGAUGAGUUUGCUCAAGAAAUGGAAAUUAACGGGUUUUGGAUGAUUGAUAGAAGGGAAAGUGUUGCCCAAACUCUGCUUAAGAAUGUUGAUUUUAAGGAUGCUUUUCAUUGCAACAAGAAGUUCAACACAGCAGACGAGCUUGUGGAGCAUUUACCACAAUGCCGGUUUAGGACUAUUCACUGUCCAAAUGAGGGUUGUGAUGACCAGUUCAGUGCUGGUAACUCGGAAAUCCAUGAUGCAGUUUGCCCCUUCAAAAUGCUUCCAUGCGAGCAGAAUUGCUCAGAAAUCCUAAUGAGGCGUGACAUGGACAGGCAUUGCAUCACUGAUUGCCCAAUGAAGCAUGUCAGUUGUCCGUUUUCUUCGAUAGGCUGUGCAUCUUCUAUUCCUCGGGCUAGGCUUGAACAACACAAAUUGGAGAAUGUGCGUGAUCAUGUGCUUAGCAUUUUACAGAGCAUCCACAAAAAAGCGUCAACAGAGGAUCUGAAGCACAGGGUGGAUCAACUUAUAGAGUUAUCUUCACCUGAACAAUUAGCAAAACCUCAGAAUGUGCGACCUUUAACUACUUUGAUCAAGAAUCUUGAAGCAAAGCUUGGUCCCCUAGAAGUUAUGCCAAAAACUACCAGCUCUGAAGAGAUUCCAUCACAGAAUGAAGGAUCUACAGAUUCACCAAAAACAAAGGAAGAACACGUGGAGUCAUCAAACACAAUGGAAGUGCGCACACAACCCCCGCCAGAAAAUAAGACCAAUGAUUCACCUAUUAAACAUAUAGACUCGCCACAAAGCAGCACCAUGCAUUCACCUGCCAGAACAGAAGAAUUUGAAGAUUCACCCACUAAAGGCAGCUCCAUGCAGUCACCUGCCAAAGAACAACACUUGGCAGGGUCAUCAGAUGGAAAUGAUGAUCAAGGAAAAAAUAAUGAGCUUAUGGAUUCACCCACAAAAGACAGGACUAGGGAGUUGCCAGCUGAAGAAAAACACCCAGUUGAGUCUUCUGUUGUUGCAGAACACGUCCCUGCAGCCAAAUCUGAAGAGCACAAUGUAUCUUUAGAUAGAGAAUCCCCUUCUGCAAAUGAUCUCUCUACCGGUCAAGCAAAAAUGGAUAUACCUAUGGAUUCAGCUAAAAACGACAGUACUAGAGAGUCACCAGCCGAAGAAUACCCAGUUGACUCAUCCACUGUUGCGAAAGACCUCGCUGACUCUCCAACCAAAAUUGAGGAGCACAAGGAAUCUUCAGAAAGAUCAUCACUUUCUGGAAAUGAUAUUUCUACCAGUCCAGCAAAAAAGGAUGAAGUUGAAAAUAAAGAUCUCUCUGACCCUCCAGCCAAAUCUGAGGUAUAAAUUUAUCUCCCAACGAUCAAGAACAUGAUGAGUAGCUUGUCAGAAGAGAUGAAGGCAAGAAGGAAGCGCAAAAGGCAUCCACUGCCCAAAUAGAAUAGCACAGGAAAACGCCUAUCAACAUAGAAUAGUUUGAUGGCUCACCCAGGCAGAACGAAGAACUACUGCCUGAAACGAGAAUACAUGUACAGUCUUUGUCUUUGUCAUCGCCAGUGGAAGCUAAAGCUAAUUUUCCAUAACAUGUCCUUGAAAGAGAUUUUUUCUUAGUUUCGGAUGCUAGAACUGUAACUUAUUCAUUCAUAACUUUGAUUUGCCAACUACUUAAUGCAUGAGAAGCCUUCUGGACUUAAGUGUGA